CGAGGUGCCCUGGACGGCUUUUGACUUGCAACCGCGGGCCCCAAAGAUAUGACGGGAAGGUGGUUCCUCCCCGUUAGCGUACCCCCGAGGCCUCCCUCCCUCGUCGCUUCGCUCUGCCCACUCGCUCUGCGCGCGCAGGCCGAUGGCUUCCCCUCGUCCUCCAUAGCUGGUUCUGGCUCAAAAGCCGUGUUUUUUAUGUGUGGGGGGCGCCAAGUUGGGCCGCAGCUCUCGUUGCCGCCAUGACCGCCGAGGAGUCCGAGAUGUCCAAGAGCGCGAAGAGGAGGGCAGCGAAGAAGGCCAGGGACGCGGCAGCCGAGGAGCCUGCGAAGCCCCCCGAGCCGGAGGUGAAGAAGGCGGAGCCGGCGCCGAAGGCAAAGGGGAAGGCGAAGGCCAAGGCUGAGCCCGCCCCGGCAGCGGCGGAGCCGACGCCGAAGGCGAAGGGCAAGGCGAAGGCGGCGCCGAAGGCCGCGGCGGAGCCCGCGCCUGCUGCGCCGAAGGCCGCCGCGGAGCCGAAGCCGAAGGCCGACGCGAAGAAGAAGGCGGACGGCAAGGCGGCGGCGAAGCCGAAGGCCAAGGCGAAGAAGGAGGAUGAGGAGCCUGCGGCGCCUGCGGCGCCCCCAGCGAAGACGAACGACUUCACUUACACCUUCGUUGACGACGGCAAGGGCGGCGACUGGGAGGUGUCGACGGGCAUGAACGCGAAGAGGGCGAAGCAGCAGAAGAAGCUGGAGGAGAGGAAGAUCCUGGAGGCCCAGGUGCUGAAGACCGCGGGCGGCAAGGCGGUGCCUGGGGCGGCCGCGGCGAUGAACAUGGUGCCGGGCAUGGCGGGAUACAAGGCGGGCCCGACGGUGGACCAGUCCCUGAUGGCCACUCCGGAGCAGAUCGCGAAGAUCAUGGCCACAAAGGCCCCAGCGGCCGAGGAGAAGCCCAAGGAGGCGGUCUCCGUGGCCGAGGUGAAGGUCCCCGAAGACAGGGUUGGCAUCGUGAUUGGACCCAAGGGCGCCACCCUCAACAUGGUCAAGGAGAAGACCGACGUGAAGAGUAUCCAGCUGCCUGCGGGCGGCAUUCUGCGCAUCGAGGGCAAGCCGGAAAACGUGGCCCAGGCCCAGCAGGCCUUCGAGGAGCUGGUCGCCAAGGGCUUCACCUCCCUGUCCUACGAGAACUUCAAGAGCGACGCCGUCAAGGUGCCCACCAACGCCCUGCCCGACCUCAUCGGCAAGGAGGGCUGCAUCAUUCGGGCCGUCAAGGAUGCUCUCAAAGUGGAGAUCACGAUGCCCAAAAGCUCUGGGCCGCCUGGGUCUGGUCCGAAGAGAACAAUGGUCACGAUUGCGGGCAAGGGUGAAAAUGUCGAGAAGGCCAAGGAGGUAAUCAACGACAUCGUGAUGUAUUACCACCACGAGAUCACCCAUCCCGGCGAUGUGCACGAGGAGCUGGAGAUCGAGGAGUGGAACUACAGGUUUAUCAUCGGCAAGGCGGGCUCCGAGCUGAGACACACUGAGAAGAAUUACAAGGUGCGCGUCAGGAUUCCUCGCGACGAGACCCCCAACAGGAACGUCGUCGUCGUUGGCGAGAAGCGCAACGUCGAACGCGCCGUGGCGUACAUUCACAACGUGAUCGCCAAAGCCGCCGAGCCCAGGGGCCGCGGUGCAGGGGACAAGGCCGAGGACUUCUGGGGCGAGGAGGACGACAUUUCCGGCGACCCGGAGCUUUCCAGGUACCUCUACAAGAGGAGCUAGUCGCUUUGUCACCGACCUGUCGGCUGCUAUUGUGCUACAGUCCUCUAUGGCCACAGCUUCCUGGCAUGAUAAUGAUGAGAUGAAAUUGGGAGGGUAAGGGGGUGGGUGAGCGUGGCGAACCAAGGUUUGCAGGACCCACUUGAAUCAACCUCCAACCUUCUGUGCAGUAGUCAUAUCAUAUGUCAUGAGUGGGCAGCUGCCAGUUUUGCGUCAUGGCAGCACGAGUUGCCCAGAGCACGCGGAUUUGCCCCGCCCUCUGCGCCUGGCUCCCUUCCCCCUGUGGCUCCCUUACCCCUGCUCCUACUUCCCCGCCUCCGCUCUCCUUCAACCUUCCCCUUCCCCCCUCCAUCUCCUCUCCUCCAAGUCUGCCAAGCCACGCUGGUGCUGAGCUUGGCAGGCGCAGGCGUGCACCCCCGCCUUUUGGGCGGCCAAGUUUUGGCGCUUCUCCCCACCUACCAGUCUCCUCUCUCUCUCUCUCUCUCCCCCCCUAUGGCGCCUCCUCCUCCUCCUCCUCCUUUAGAUUUGGAUCGGUAUGUUUCCAGCGCGGAGGCGUGACCCUUUCCUAAGCCUCGCUGGUUCCUGCUGGCUUGGUCCAGGUCGCCCCUGUCAUCGAACAUAGAGAAAUGAGGCACGCCCAGCUGGUUCGAGGGCAUGCGCGCACCCUCGCACGAGUUGUACACAGCCUAUAGGGAUGCCGGGACGGUCGGUCCCUGCUCAAGCAGAAGGCCCCGUCAGACCGCGCAAGCGAGGUAUGCAAUCCUUUUCGAAUCGGG
Messenger RNA from Prorocentrum cordatum, 2509 nucleotides. NCBI's taxonomy places the organism in Eukaryota, Dinophyceae, Prorocentrales, Prorocentraceae. The record is from the annotation of a GenBank genome assembly.